Molecule: messenger RNA, 762 nt
Organism: Schistocerca nitens (vagrant locust)
Lineage: Eukaryota; Metazoa; Arthropoda; Insecta; Orthoptera; Acrididae
Product: translation initiation factor IF-2-like
Exons: 3
Coding region: 1-762 (253 amino acids)
Source: RefSeq, a predicted model, not a curated record
AUGUCCCCUACCAGGCCUGCAGUGGCACCAUACGGCACCAAAUUUAACUCGCCGUACGAGAGCGAGUGCCAGGGUGUGGGCAGAUCCGUGCAGCAACAGUGGCCAGUUUCUCCCGGCACGCGGCGGCGAUUAUCUGGACAGGGGGCAGGGGUGACGGCUGAGAGGCGGGGCGAGCAGCAGGCGGGGCGGCCGCCGGCUCGAGAGGCCGGUAAUCGGGGGCGCGUGGCCGCCCAGCCCCAGCCGCGGCUUCGUGCCCUGCCGACCGCCGACCGCCGACCGCCGACCAGCCGAUCUUUUGACUCGCGUAGUGGGAGGGGGGAGUGGCGGGGGGGAGGCGCCGGGGGCGGCCGCACCAACUUCACCUGCCCGCCAAAACACGCGGGGCAGGGGGCGGCCGGUGGAGGGGCUGCGCGGCCAGCGAUUGGCCGGCGCCCCCCAGGGAGACACCCCUCGCUUGCGGCCGUCCCCGCCCCGCGAGUGUAUAUAUGGGGGCGCGACGCGGCGGCCGCGGCACAUCUAAAGUACAGCGGCGAGCCAGCGAGCGGCGGCGCCACAGACGGCACGCUGCCCCUCUGCUCCAGACACACGCCGCCGCCGCCCCCGCCGCUCUGCUACCGGGAGCUGCCGCAGCGCUGCUGCAUGCGGAGGAUGGGCACAGGAAAGACUGCAGCAGGGCGAGCGUCGCCCCGGACUCCAUCUGCCGCCUCCGCCGCCCCGCCGCCCGCGGAGACCGUAAUUAAAGGAUUAGGUGGGGGCGGCUAA